Messenger RNA from Gorilla gorilla gorilla (western lowland gorilla), 588 nucleotides. RefSeq lists its product as uncharacterized. The coding region runs from base 1 to 450 and encodes 149 amino acids. The transcript has 2 exons. The record is from RefSeq and is a predicted model, not a curated record. NCBI's taxonomy places the organism in Eukaryota, Metazoa, Chordata, Mammalia, Primates, Hominidae.
AUGCGCUUCCCGCCAAAUCCCCCUCCCCCAGUUCAGCCCCCGGCCGCUCCACUCCCUUUCAGGGACAGGAAGGUACCACAGCUUUCCCCUCAGACUCAGCGCCCAGCUCUCCCCAAUACCUCUCCCUCUAUAUCCCCGCCCCCGCCUCUGAUCCCCGCACCGUCCGGCCCCCACCUCAGAAACCGUCUCUCGAGGCGACCCUCGCCGCAGUUCUCAGAACCUCGCAUGGUUCCCUCCGCCUUCCUUCCCACUCCCACCGCAGGCCCCACUACGGACCGGAAGUCACAGAGUUUCCGCCUGCAUGCAACUAAGCGCCGCCAUAUUGUCGUACGGAACACAGGCUUCCUGUGGCCGGAAGUGGCAGUAGGCCCGCCCCGCGAACACCUCCACUGCGGCCCACAUAGUCAGCGGUCUCUUCCAGGUUCCCAUUUCCACGGCUUAUUCGGCUGACCCAGCCCCUUCCCCUGCAAGGCCGGCGCACUCCUUGCCGCUGUCCAGCAGCUGUUUCUACUGCCAGGUGCUGCGUCCCGCGAUCGUUAAAACACAUGCGUACAAAUGAGCACAGCGCGCCAUAAAAGUGUUAUUGUU